Molecule: messenger RNA, 3230 nt
Organism: Empidonax traillii (willow flycatcher)
Lineage: Eukaryota; Metazoa; Chordata; Aves; Passeriformes; Tyrannidae
Gene: NBR1
Product: NBR1 autophagy cargo receptor
Exons: 21
Coding region: 16-3102 (1028 amino acids)
Biological process (GO): macroautophagy
Cellular component (GO): phagophore assembly site
Molecular function (GO): ubiquitin binding; zinc ion binding
Source: RefSeq, a predicted model, not a curated record
GCCCUUCGGGCCGCCAUGUUGGGCUGGUCGGGCCGGCGGCCGGCGCUGCCCCCGGGCCCGCGGGAGCGCCCGAUGGAGCCCGCGGUGGAGCCCCCGGUGGAGCCCACCGUGACCCUGCUCGUCUCCUGCCGCGGCCACACCCGCAGCUUCCUCGUGUCGGACCCGGCGCGCACGACGUGGGCCGAUGUGGAGGCCAUGGUUAAAGUUUCAUUUGACCUGGACAGCGUUCAGAUCAAGUACCUCGAUGAGGACAAUGAUGAGGUCUCUGUGAACAGCAAAGAGGAAUAUGAAGAAGCUCUGAAGAUUGCAGUUAAACAAGGAAAUAAACUUCAGAUGAAUGCCUAUGAAAAAACCCCUGCUUGUGCUCUGCAAGGACCUGAAAAAACUGUGACAGAAAAGCUGAGGCUUCUGAAAGAUGAGAAGAAACCUCUUUUAUGCUAUUCCAUGCUCUCUCAGGGAUUACAGGAAGAAUUAAAAAAUGACAAGGAGCUGACCAUUCAGCAGAAGUUAAAUCAGACCCAAACAGGAAGCACAAGUGAAAAUCCUCCAGAAUGGUUCACCAGCUACUUGGAAACAUUCAGGGAACAAGUGGUUAAGGAGACUGUUGAGAAGCUGGAGCAGAAGCUGUAUGAGAAGCUUGCUCAUUGCAAUCAGCCUCCAGACUUUUCUGAGGGCUCGGCUGCAGCGGCACCUGCCCCUCCGGAGAGCCCGCUGGGGCGCGGCGGUCCCUGGGACUGGUUGAUCUCCUGCUGCAACUGCCAGGCCCGGAUCAUCGGGGUGCGCUACCAGUGCAGCCUCUGUCCAGCCUACAAUAUCUGUGAGGAGUGUGAAGCAGGGACGUAUGGACACGACCCAAACCACGUCCUGUUAAAGCUGCGCCGACCCGUCCUCUGCGCCGCUGAGAAUUACGGCCCUGCAGAGCUCCCACCCCGCCUUCCUGCCACCCUGGAGCAAGUGAGGCUCCAGAAGCAGAUGGACAAAAGAUUUCUGAAGGCAGAGAAGCAGAGAUUACGAGCAGAAAAGAAACAGCGAAAAGCAGAGGUCCGAGAGCUCAAAAAGCAGCUAAAAUUGCACAGGAAAAUCCAUCUGUGGAACUCUGUCAACGUAUUGGAAACGAGCAGCUCACCUACUCUGAAAUCUGAGAGUCUCCAACCUAACACCUUCCUGAGUCCUAAUCAACCCUUCCAAGCAAUUGUCCCAACGCUAAGUGCGGUAUUUGUGGAUGAGAAUUUGCCUGAUGGUACUCACUUGCAACCAGGAACAAAGUUUAUCAAACACUGGCGAAUGAAAAAUACUGGCAAUGUGGAAUGGAGCUCAGACACAAAGCUGAAACUUAUGUGGGGAAAUCUGACCUUGGCAUCUUCUGAGAAAAAAGAUGUGUUAGUGCCAUCCCUUCCGUCGGGACAAGUGGGAACUGUUUCAGUCGAGUUUGUCGCUCCUAAUAUAGAAGGAACUUACACUUCUCACUGGAGACUCUCACACAGAGGGGAACAGUUUGGGCCAAGGAUCUGGUGCAGUAUUGUUGUGGAUCCCUCACCAGCUGCUGACUGUCUGGAAAGUGAUUGGAAGGAUUCUGACUCCUAUCAGAAGAGUAACUGUUCCAGCACCAAACAGGAUGCUUCCUUAAAAACAGAAGCAGGUGUUCAACUGAUGGGUGAAACAACAGAGCAGGCUGAAAUAUCUCUGCCUUUAAAGAUCAAAAAUCUGCCCAGCGAGAGAGAAUUUUAUAUCCCAUCUGUUGAUCUCCUCACUGCACAGGAUUUGCUGUCCUUUGAGCUGCUGGACAUUAACAUUGUGCAGGAAUUGGAGCGAGUGCCACACAAUACCCCUGUUGACAUGACUCCAUGCAUGUCCCCUUUGCCACAUGACAGCCCCUUGCUGGAGAAACCUGGCUUAGGUCAGAUAAAGGAGGAGAAUGAGGGGAGUGGAUUUAAACUAGUUCCUGGAGUGGCAGAAGAUUGCCUUCCUGGGGACUCUUCCAUGGGGAAGCUGAAAGCUGAGCAUGCACUGAACCAGGAGGAAGGGGAGGAGGAUAUGAGUGGCACUCAGUUUGUCUGCGAAACUGUGAUUCGAUCUCUGACCCUGGAUGCUGCACCCGACCACAAACCUCCACAAAAAAAGAAUAAUAAAAUCCUUCAGAGCUCUUUACAAACGUUGCAAGACAGCUUCACUUGCAAUAUGAUAAAUGAAGAAUCUCCUGUGAUAAAUACUAAUUCCACUUCCAAAAAGGAAGCAAAGAUUCACCAGUCGGAGCUAAUGGCAGAAAAUUACUGUGGGAAGGAAGGGGACCUUCCACUGUCUGCUGAGAACAUGAGCCCUUGUAGUGGUGCCGACAAUUGUGAUGAGGAGGAAGAUAAAGAUGACGUUCAGAGUCAAGGCUCCUCUGCUUCAUCAGAGGAUUACAUCAUCAUCCUCCCGGAGUGCUUCGACACGAGCCGCCCUUUGGGCGAGUCCAUGUACAGUUCGGCUCUUUCCCAGCCCAGUUUGGAAAAGACGGGAGAACCUGAAACGGGAGCAGAGAGCCCUGAAGUGGGGAGCCAACCACAGCCCCCCAGGGUCAGUGGCAUUCUGUCAGCUUCACAAACACUGCCUGCAGCACCACUGCCCCCAGAGACUGUGGACACCUCACCCCAGACACCAAGGAAUCUUGCACCUCUUCAGGAUCAUACCUUCCAAGAACUAAACAUAUCAGCUUCAGAGAACAUCUCUUCUGCUCCUCAUAAUCAAAUACCAAGAGAAGAACCCAGUGGUGAAGACAGUCAUGGUGCAGGAUCUUCUGAAUUUCCCCCUAGUAAACAGAAGCUCUCAGAAUUCCCAAGGUACCCUCAAGGCAGCAGCAUCGCAGGAGAACUUGUCAAAGGAGCUUUGUCGGUUGCUGCUUCUGCCUACAAAGCGUUAUUUGCUGGACCACCCAUUGUUGAGCAGCAACCUGCAGCUACAGAAGAGCAGACUGCCACUCUGCUGUCCAGUCUCUGUGAGAUGGGAUUCUGUGACGUGCAGCUCAACCUGCGGCUGCUGAAGAAACACAACAAUAACAUGAUUCAAGUGGUAACUGAGUUACUCCAGAUCAGCAACAGUGACUGGUACAGCAAUAGAUGCUGAACCUGCCUGGUGGAGGGAAGGAAUCGUCUUCACUGAGUAAACUCUCAUUAAACACUACAGCAGGAGCAGGCUGCUCCUCAGCUGCUUUCUGUUUGGAGGUGUGACUUAAAACUUUGGCUUUUCUUUGA